UUAGUCGUCUACAUGGACGGCUUUUUAUGGUUCCAAUUUUGUAAAGCGCGGUCGUAGCAUAUGCAUAUGCAUAUGCACGUGUUGUUAACUUUAAUUAUUUGCAAUAUUUUUACGUAAAAAUUUACAUAAAGUGUAGAAUUGUGUAAUAUUGUGUGAAAAGUUAUAAAUUUGGAGGUUAUUAUUAUAAGUCAAAAUGAGUACGAUCUUGGAAAAAAUUGCUUCGAUCGAAGCCGAGAUGGCAAGAACUCAGAAAAAUAAAGCAACGUCUGGUCAUUUGGGCUUGUUGAAAGCAAAGUUAGCUAAAUUGAGACGUGAACUUAUAACACCAAAAGGAGGUGGUGGUGGUGGCGAGCAAGGAUUUGAAGUUGCCAAAACUGGAGAUGCUCGGAUAGGUUUUGUCGGUUUUCCUUCUGUUGGUAAAUCGACAUUAUUGAGUACAUUAGCUGGUGUAUACUCCGAAGUUGCAGCAUAUGAGUUUACAACUCUAACUACUGUUCCUGGUUGUAUAAAAUAUAAGGGUGCAAAAAUACAGUUACUGGAUUUACCAGGUAUUAUUGAAGGUGCUAAAGAUGGCAAGGGUCGUGGUAGACAAGUAAUAGCUGUAGCUAGAACUUGCAGUUUAAUUUUUAUUGUCUUGGAUGUGCUUAAACCAUUGGGACACAAGCGUUUGAUCGAACACGAAUUAGAAGGUUUUGGGUUACGACUUAACAAACAACCACCUAAUAUUACUUUUAGAAAAAAAGAAAAGGGUGGCAUCAAUCUUCAAACAACGUGCGCACAGUCAGAACUUGAUUUAGACACAGUCAAGACGAUAUUGGCAGAGUACAGAAUUCAUAAUGCAGAUAUUAAUCUACGAUACGAUGCUACGUCGGACGAUUUGAUUGAUGUCAUCGAAGGAAAUCGUGUUUACGUACCGUGUAUUUAUUUAUUAAACAAAAUCGAUCAAAUUAGUAUAGAAGAAUUGGAUGUUAUAUAUAAAAUACCACAUUGUGUACCUAUCUCUGCUCAUCACAAAUGGAACUUUGAUGAUUUGUUGGAGAAGAUGUGGGAUUAUUUACAACUCGUUAGAAUUUACACCAAACCUAAGGGUCAACUACCAGAUUACAAUUCUCCUGUAGUAUUGAAUACGGAAAGAAGGACGGUCGAAGAUUUCUGCAAUAAACUUCAUAGGUCAAUAGCAAAGGAAUUCAAAUACGCGUUAGUGUGGGGAUCGUCGGUAAAACAUCAGCCACAAAAAGUGGGAAAGGAUCAUAUCUUGAGCGACGAGGAUGUUGUACAAAUAGUAAAAAAAGUGUGACUUUAUUUUGUGCUAUAUAUAUGUGAGUAAAUAUUAAAAAAAUAAUGAUUGAAAAAAAAAAAAAGAAAAGGAGGACAGGCAACUCGCGUAUUAUACUUAACAGCUUGGUAGUAUAAUACUCUUUAAAUUUCAUUUCGUUUUACAAAUAAAAAGUUACUAAAUUAGAAUGUGAUACUAGUUUAUAGUAUCUUUCUAAUUAAACAAAUAAAACACAAAUAUGUACAUAUAGAUACAUAUAUCUUUCAUAAUGAUAGAUGUAUAAGUUGAUGUGGUAAUGUCUAAUUAAAAAAAAAACACACACACACACAGAAAGGAAAAAGAAUAAUAAUAAAAAAUAAAAGAGUAUGAAUAUAAUGAAAAUUGUAGUAUCAGGACAAUACUAUUAAACAAAUUUACGAGGGUAUCCAGUAAUUCGUUAGAAUGAAAAACAAAAAAGGUAAUCCUAAUAUGCGUGAGAUAUAGGAAAAUAACUACCAUUUUCUAAAGUAACAUAAUAAUUUUUUUUCAAUUAAUAAUUAAUAACUAUUGAUAUACUCAUAGAGAGAUAUAUACUGCAAAAUCUAAUACUUGUAAUACGAAAUAUUACUCACAUUGAUAUGGUAAGAUCAUUUCCCAUUAAAUCAACAAUUAUUGUUAGUUCGAUAUAAAGACUGCAUUUAAAAUCAGUUUUAAAUUAUAUUUUUAUCUUACAUUUAUAAAAUUGUGUGGGGCGAGGUGAAAUAAACAGUGACAUUUCAUGCUUGUAAAUGUUAUACAGCAAUGAUAAAAGAUCUUAUACUGAAAUGUAUGUAUGUACGUUUGUAUGAAUGUGUAUAAUUUCUUAUAGUUUUUUUUUCCUUUAAGGGGAAUGGGGGAUAAUUUUUUUUGCCUUUCUUUUUUCUAUUUUUUCUUUAAUGUAGACAUUAGCCCUGUGUGCACGUGAUAAUAAAUUCUACAUUAAACGGCGCUGGAAAAAUG
This is a messenger RNA of Polistes canadensis, 2254 nucleotides long. It is a transcript of the gene 128up, whose product is annotated as GTP-binding protein 128up. The record is from RefSeq and is a predicted model, not a curated record. Gene Ontology annotation, biological process: cytoplasmic translation. The transcript is spliced from 8 exons. Bases 194 to 1297 code for a protein of 367 amino acids. Gene Ontology annotation, molecular function: GTPase activity; GTP binding. Gene Ontology annotation, cellular component: cytoplasm. NCBI's taxonomy places the organism in Eukaryota, Metazoa, Arthropoda, Insecta, Hymenoptera, Vespidae.